AUGGCAGCACAUCUGGUGGACGUAAUGGCCGAAUGGGCCAUAAAGAGGGAACUAGGGACACAGCAACAGCUUGAUAGUGCAUUAUGGGCAGAUAUGGAAAAUGUAUUAAAGGAUUUUGUGCCUUACAUGGAACAGAUAGAGGACACCUUAGACUUGUAUGCCACAAGCUGUGGGGAUGAAGGUUGGACACGUAGGGGGGACAGGCAUAAGGGCAUAAAGUAUCGCGGGCACACAGUUGCGGACGUCAUGAAAUGCAGACUGAUGGUUGGAGCAUUAUUUUUCAUAGCUCCGUGGAGAUCUACUCAGCCGCCGGAUACGGACGAGUCGCAAAAUGAUAAGGAGAUGAAGGCUAUUAUGAGGUGCACCGUGGCCAAUGUUUUUGCGUAUAUAUUGGCUGCAAUACCGUGUGGAUUUCAGUGGCUAGGACCAGACCAGGCCUGGUACAUCAUGAAAGAAAUGGGAGGAACGGGUGGGGUGGAAACUUCAAUUUCAGAUGGAACAUGUAGACUCGAUGAGUACACUGAUACAAAGGUGGGAACACGGGAUUUGCAGAGCGCCAUAGAAAAAUGGUUACAGCAAAGUACACCAAUACGUAAUCGUAUGCAGGCAAUAAAGAACAACCCAAAGUGUAAAAUGGAUUGGGCAACGUACAAGAACAAUUUAGAGGCACGAGGGCAACAUGCAGACCUUUCCAGUAUAUUUCAGCAGGACGAUAUGAACACAUUAGUGAAAACGCAGAUGCAAGACAUGUUUAAGACAAUUACCACAACAGUAAGAAAAAAGGUGGACAAGGCACGAAAUAAAACCGGCAGCUCCGGAGGCGUCGGGGACAGUGAUGUUGAAUCUGCGGACGAGGAAGAGGCAGGGAAGAAGAACGCACAAGAGGACAUGAAGGAAAGGACAGCGGAGGAAGCCAAGAAGAAACAGACAGAAGGGUCAGAUUCUAAGAAGGAAAAGGACAAGGCCAGUCCACAGGAACCACAGGGUGGAGGUACUCAGACAACACAUCCGUCAACCACACCAUCACCAACAGGUGCAGGUACAGGGGGUACACCGGGAACUCAGUCGCAACCAACAGGGCCUGUAGGAGUAGGAAGGGCAGACACGCCACCAGCAGACACCAUACCAGGCGCAGGACCCGUACCGCAACCCGCACCUGCGGCACCACCACGGGGAUCACCACCUGGUCCAACAGCAGACGGAUCAGAGAAAGCAGGUAAGAAGUCUAAGUCAACAUGCGGUGUAACCACAGGAUCCCAUGAGAAAGACGUAGGGGAAGGUACCUUAACUGUGUCUGUCUCGUUCGCGUCCCCUUCCGACCCCAAGGAUUGCUCAGGUAGUAAUAGUCCAGAGACUCCGGAGUGUAGUACCCCACUCGACAGCAAAGUGCACCUCGGGAGAGAGAAACCACGCAGCGAGAGAAACCAAACGUCGAAUGAGAGUAACCGGCAGAGCGAUGGGUCGGGCGCGGGGGCGCGCGAUGACGUCGUCGACGGAGGCAAGGUUAGUACCGGGGACGACCCCCCUCCUCUCAAUCCACCCAAACCAAAACCGAACCCGAACCCAAAUCAAUCGGGGAGCAGUGGUGGCGAACAGGGACCACCGGCGGUACCGGGUUCUGGUAAUACUACUAGUCUAGACCCCAGUCCUCAGGGACCCAAUGGGCAAAUGCCGUCUCCCCUAGAACCAGUAUCGGAACCCAAGAAUAAGGACCCUACAGCACUGGACAAAACGAAAAAGGAUGAUACACUACACACACAUGAUCCCACUACCCAUGCUUCCCCUGAAGUCCCCGUAUGGACUUGGAAUCACCUGAUCCCCUAUACCCCCGCGAUCAUUCCCGCGAUGGUUGGUAUUGGGCUCAUUGCGUUCUUCCUAUGGAAGUACUUUGCGUACCUCGGCCACAAACGACGACGAACGUAUCGAACCGUGCGUGACAUCCCGUCACCGCCACUCGACGACGAAAUAUUGCAGCAUCUACAACGCGGCGAACUACCGCCACCCGAUUACGGGUACACCAUGAUUAGGGAUAGGCGGCGUCCAUCUGCUGCGGAACGCCGCGGACAACGCCCACCGCGCGUGCAUAAGCGCACGAUCAUCGAGCUACAUUUAGAAGUGCUCAACGAAUGUGAAGCAACCGAGUGGGAAAACGUCAAAGAGGACUAUUUGCACAUACUCGUUGAAGCGUUUGCGCGUGACUUGAUGCGGGAACAGCACAGGAAUAACAAUAUCUUGGGUGUGUCUACCACAAAGCAGCGUUUAUCAGGGACCUGUGUUUCAUCCAACGCAGACCGACCGCGUCAUUACCACGCCCGUCAUCCCACCUGCGACGCCCCCGUUCCAGCCACACACACACCCACAUGUGCUGAUCCUAAGCCCGAAAUCACACAAAAACCUGGCCAAGGUGACCCAGUCCUGCACAUACCAACAUGUGACAUCGUCACGCAUACCACCACGAGUGAGGAUGCUAGGCCCGAAAUCACAGACAGCCCCACAUGCGACACAGUCACGCACAUACCCACAUGUGCGGAUCCUAAGCCCGAAAUCACACAACCACCAGGCUCCGGUAACGCAGUCACAGACACACCCACACGUGAUGAUCCUAAGCCCGACAUCACACAACACACAGUCACAAACGACACAGUCACAGACACACCCACAUGUAAAGCAGUCACAGACAUACCCAUACGUGACACAGUCACGGACAUACCCCCACAUGAACCUCCAAAGCCUGCAAUCAUACAUCCACACACCAACGCCCCAGUCACAGACACACCCACAUGUGAGGAUCCUAAGCCCGAAAUCACAGACAUACCCACAUGUAAAGCAGUCACAGACAGACACACCUGUGCUGAUCCUAAGCCCGAAAUCACACAACACACACUCACAAGCGACACCGUCACGGACACACCCACAUCCCACACUACCACGUGGCUGCGUUGGAUUGACCGCAACAAGCAUCUAUUGCGGGAGUGUAAGGGGCAGCCGUGGUUUUUGCAGCUAACGUUGGAAUGGAAACAAUACCUGCUUGCACACAUGGUGGCAAACGACGCAUCUGGUGUGAACACGACAGCCGCAUUCAUGGACAGCAAGAAGCAUGCAUGGAAAGAAUGGGUUGCAAAACAACAUGCGCUUAUGAAUACAUAUAGUGAGGAGGCGUGGUUCCAACAUUUAUUGAAUAAUGUAGAGGAGGACAAAGUAAUCAUACAAGGAAAAGCUGAAGUACCAGAAAUGGAAAAAAUAGUGCACGCCCAUGACGAGUCCCAGGUGCCAGAACAACAAACCCAUGUAGACACGGACGUGGCCCGUGAACAUAUAGCGUUGGCGACGGUAAAAGACCCAGAACAACAGCACGACCACUAUCCGGAAUUGCGACAUACGGAGCAAUUAACCGCGCACACACUGUGGAUGCUCGUCCUAUCCUUAAUUAUUGAGGAAUGUCAAAUGGAGCAGAAUAUGCACGAAAAGGAGUUAUAUGUGGAUCACCUAUUGGAACAGCUCUGA
Molecule: messenger RNA, 3504 nt
Organism: Plasmodium fragile
Lineage: Eukaryota; Apicomplexa; Aconoidasida; Haemosporida; Plasmodiidae
Exons: 6
Coding region: 1-3504 (1167 amino acids)
Source: RefSeq, a predicted model, not a curated record